GCCUCUCCACUCCCACCUAAUCAUCCUCAACAACCAGCACAUCCCACCAUGUGCGCUGCUGCCACCCCAUGGCGCCGAUGAAAAGGGAUGGACCCCCGAAUCGAAACAUCCGGGACUUCUUCAAGCCCUUCACCAUCCCCAAGAGCCGCAUUCCCGUGUACGCAGAGGAGGAGGACGAGAUUGUUGUUGCGACGUCUAUACCCAAGGACGAGCCUUCGCCGGAUCAACCGCAGCAGUCUGUGUUGAAUGGAGAGGAAGAUGAUGAACCUUUCCCGAGCUCACAGGCGUCGGAGAGCUCGGUGCUCUCUAGUGCGCUGUCCAUCCUCACGGCGAAAGAGAGGACGCCCAAAGCUUCACAAGCUUCGCCGAGCAAACUGCCUGCUCGCCCUGGCCCUCAGCAGAACGGGCACGCAAGCAAUGCACGCAAUCUUCCCUCCUCGCAACAAAGAAGAGUCAUGACGGCCGUGGAGAUUCCUGCACUGCCAACAUCGCAACAAAAGCAGCUGCACUCCUCUUCUUCUGAUCUUCCAACUGCACCACCCAAACUACCCAUCCCUCAUACCACCGCAGCCGCUACCUCCUUCUCCUCCAUUUCCACCCUCUCCAGCGUCCCGAUGAGCACGCAGAGCUCCAGCCGAAGAGUGCUGAAGAAUGGAAUACAAGCUGUGACGAACUCCGACUCAGAUAGCGUCGAGAGUUCGGGCAGCAGUAGGGGUGAUGAGGAGAGUUCGAGUGGUGAUGAUUUGGUGGACAUUUCGGCUUUCAUUCCGAGGAAGAAGGCCCGGCUGGAAGAGGCGGAUGUCAAGCAGCGACAGAGUGCCAGAUUGUCGGGUGACAACAAGACAGUGGGGAGCGUGCGAACCCCUGGAAAGGGUGGCGUGCCACUGCCGGAGAAGAAGGUGGUGUACAAGUAUGGUUUGGCGGCUAUGGUCAAGCAACGACAGAGAGAAGAGGAGGCGGCUGCGAGGAUGAGAGAGGCCGAGACGCAAUUCGAGGAGUCGCAGCGAAUGAGAGAGCGAGAACGGGACGAAGAGGACGAUACUGCGGUGGAUCUGCAAGCUGUCGUCGCGAACGAAGGCGAUGACGGCGGGAGGAUGAUGCGUGCUAUGCAGCGGACCGAGACGGCGGACGACGAACAGGCUUUCUACUAUAUUCGGGAUGCUAGGAGCGACACGCCGCCUGAUACGAAGUUCCCCAGCCACGCAUUUGGAGAUGCACACACCUUUAUGGCGCAGAAGCUGCAGGACGAAGGCUGGCGUACACAAGCGUGUUUGACUGGCUUCCUGUCCGAAGUCGCAGCUAGGGGCGAGCUCCCCGAUGCUGCGCGCGACUGGUUUGCGAGCCGACUGCUGCACGAGAAACGAGGAGAUUUGCGCGAAGCAUACGCUUGCAUUCUCGAAAGCUGCAAGAUCUCGGGAACUGGAAAAGAUUCAACGCUUCCGACACGACUGAGUGACUAUUAUGUUCUUUCCAAGAACGCGGUGGAAAGCGUAAAGGCCCCACGGAAUCCCGCAUCCACUGCAUCAUCCUCUCUCGACGCCCUCGACAGCGUGCUUCGCGUGGUGCGACAUUUCGGCUCACAAUGCGGUGACGAGGCCAUUGCUUCCUCGAUUCUCGAGUUCGUGUACGCACGCAUAGACGCACGCGUCGCCGGCGACACCGCGUUGAAGUGUGCGAUCGAAGACGCCAUCGAGUACCUGCUCCAACGCGUAUCCUCCCACGACGACAUGUUCACCAAACUCAAACAAGCAUUCCACCACUCCGGCUAUUCGACGCAGCUCAAAUGCAACGCCAUCGCCUCUCUCCCCGCGCUAUCCGAACACAGCCAUGCUCUCCAACGCCGACUAGCCAUCAGCCUCGUCACCAGUCAGCAAACCGUCGCAGCUCCUAAUACAUCUCCUGCAAACGCCACCGCUAUCCUGCACGCUCUACGCAACGCCCCACAAUUCCACAUCUCCGACGCAACAAACUACUCUUUCCUCAACCCGCUCCUCACCAUCCUCGACCUCGCCCUCGACGCAGGCUUCUACGAGCAGGACUACCGCACCCCAGCACCGUCCUCCCCACCCAAAACAAUUCUCAAACCCUCCAUCUCCACCUCAGCAACCGCCAGCGAGACACCAGCAGAGACCGCCUUCAACGCCCAAAUUGAUGCCUUCAUCACCCAACUCACGCUAAUGGCCAGCCGCAUUAAGGACGCGGGAACGACGCAUCUGCGCCGCUCGGAAGCCAAGCAUGCGCUUGAGAGGUUGGUGAGGAGGUUGGAGUUUGCGGUUCGCUCGAGGCCGAGGAAGAGGGGAGGGGUUUUUGGGGCUGGGUUGGAGGUGCAGAGGGGGUUGUUGAGGGGGUUUUUGGCGAAGGCUGGGGAGGGGGGUGGACGUGGUGUUGGCAGGGUGGUGAGGUUUGAGGAUGGGGAUGGGGAUGGGGAUGAAAAGGUGGUAUUAGAGGAGGAGAGAGGAGAGGCGUAA
Molecule: messenger RNA, 2468 nt
Organism: Neohortaea acidophila
Lineage: Eukaryota; Fungi; Ascomycota; Dothideomycetes; Mycosphaerellales; Teratosphaeriaceae
Exons: 1
Coding region: 69-2468 (799 amino acids)
Source: RefSeq, a predicted model, not a curated record